CCUGCAGCUCCAGAUUUUCGAGGUGAUCCUGGGUGUGUAGAGAAAGUUGCAAAAUCUGGAUUAGAUGUUUUUGCUCAUAACAUUGAAACCGUUGAAGAGCUUCAGAGUGUAGUACGAGAUCAUCGUGCUAACUUCAAGCAGUCCAUGGACGUUCUGAAGAUGGCCAAGGAGUAUGCCCCUGCUGGGACAUUGACAAAGACUUCAAUAAUGUUGGGCUGUGGGGAAACCCCUGAACAAGUUGUUAGAACAAUGGAAAAAGUGCGUGCGGCGGGUGUUGAUGUAAUGACAUUUGGCCAGUACAUGAGACCAUCAAAGCGUCACAUGCCUGUUACUGAAUACAUAACCCCCGAAGCCUUUGAGAAUUAUCAAGUUUUCGGCACACAAAUGGGAUUUCGAUAUGUGGCUUCUGGCCCCAUGGUUAGGUCAUCCUACAAGGCAGGGGAAUUCUAUAUUAAAUCCAUGAUAGAAUCUGAUCGUGCAGCAUCGUCGUCUUAGUUUCUGGUUUUGAGAUGAUUUUGUACCACAAACAUGAUGUUCACACAACAUUUUUUGAGAUUGGAAAGCUUAGUUAGCCAUCUGACUCUUGUUUUCUGUUGGCCAUGUUUCCUCUUAA
Molecule: messenger RNA, 613 nt
Organism: Solanum lycopersicum (tomato)
Lineage: Eukaryota; Viridiplantae; Streptophyta; Magnoliopsida; Solanales; Solanaceae
Product: lipoyl synthase 1, mitochondrial-like
Biological process (GO): lipoate biosynthetic process
Cellular component (GO): mitochondrion
Molecular function (GO): lipoate synthase activity; 4 iron, 4 sulfur cluster binding
Source: RefSeq, a predicted model, not a curated record